Molecule: messenger RNA, 1467 nt
Organism: Exserohilum turcica Et28A
Lineage: Eukaryota; Fungi; Ascomycota; Dothideomycetes; Pleosporales; Pleosporaceae
Exons: 3
Coding region: 1-1176 (391 amino acids)
Molecular function (GO): RNA binding
Source: RefSeq, a predicted model, not a curated record
AUGCUUCAUUCGGGGAAACCUAUGUCCUCACUAGGCCCCUCACCCUCGGCCUUGCGCUGCUGUCGGCAGGGAAAACUGAGCCAUAGCGAGUCAGUCAUCCUGGCCUCACCCCGCGACACGUACUCGUGCGCCGCCGCCCUCUUCAAGUGCCCGGGUUGCCUGCCAGACUACCGCCGUGCUGUCGGUCGCUCUAGGUUCCUUCUUCGCCGUACUGCUGUCCGCGCUAUCAGCGCCUCGCCCUCCAAGGCCUUCUUCGCACAGCCGCGAUCCAUCAACACUCUCACGCCUUCAGCAUUCCGCUCAAAGCAGCAGCAAUGGUCUGUCGCUUCCUUCCAACGGAGGUUUGCCAGCGACGACGUGUCGACCGAGACCACUCAGGCUGCUGCGGCUGAUGCCCCCGACAACUUUGCCCAGACUGCGGCAGAGGCACCCGUUGAAGAAAACCUGACAUCAGCACAAGAGGAAGCACAGGCAGAGCCCACCAACAGGGCUGCGGCUGUUGGGGGAGAUGCAUUGGAGGCUGCCGCCCAGUCCGCUGCCCAGCCCACUGACGGUCGCCAGAGGGUGCAAAAAGGCAGAGCCAGAAACACUGAGCCAAACUCCACGCUUUACGUUGGCAACCUUUACUACGAGGUCACUGAAGAACAGCUGAGGCGUGUCUUUUCUCGCUUUGGAGAAAUCGCCAAUGUCAAGAUGGUCUAUGACAACCGCGGUCUGAGCAGAGGAUUCGCAUAUGUCGAAUUCGGCAGCGUUGAUGAUGCAAAGGCUGCUAUUGAUUCUCUCGACAUGCAAGUCUUUGAAGGCCGCAACCUUGUUGUCCAAUUCCACCAGCCCAGGUAUCCUACGUUGAGCCGUGGCGUCAACAGCAAGCUGGAUCCCAGCCCUCCAUCCAAGACUCUGUUCAUUGGCAACAUGUCGUUCGAAAUGUCAGACAAAGAUCUCAACGACCUCUUCCGCGACAUUCGCAACGUCAUGGACGUACGGGUUGCUAUUGACAGGAGAACUGGCCAACCGCGAGGCUUUGCCCACGCAGACUUCAUCGAUGUAGCCAGCGCCACCCGUGCUAGGGAGAUUUUGAAGCAGAAGAUCAUCUAUGGAAGGCAGCUGCGCGUGGACUUCAGCAACUCCGGUACAACACAGCAGCGUGAGAAGCGUGAGGACUCGGCCCAAGAGUAGAGAAGAUGCAGAUUGCCCAAGACGGACUGUAGGAGAAGAAGAAAAAUUUUUGUCAGAAUACUGCCUCACAUUUCGACGAGGAAUGAUGGACGAACACUAGGGAAGGGGGAGUGGGCCUCUUUGUACGAUUUGUAUGACCGGAGCCCGCGUUGCGGUUGGCUGUGCCUUUGUGUUAAUAGGCAGGCCGCUUGUAUCAUAGUGAAGAGCGUCCGGCGUUGUCAUUCCCCUCUUCUUUUGUACACGUAUAUGGUAUGGGGUGGAGGAAUCAAUAUGUCUCUCACAUCUACAAUG